Messenger RNA from Prorocentrum cordatum, 2699 nucleotides. NCBI's taxonomy places the organism in Eukaryota, Dinophyceae, Prorocentrales, Prorocentraceae. The record is from the annotation of a GenBank genome assembly.
CCUCCUCUUCAGACUCCUCCUGUUCCUCGUGCUCCUGCUCCUCGUCCUCCUUCUCGUCCUUCUCCUUCUCCUCCUCCUCCGCGCCUCCCCCCCCUUAGCAUAUCUGCCGCGGUCCGCGCCUGCGCGUGCGACGAUGCCGUGAGGCGCUCGCCUGCGGACCAGCCGCGGGGCGCCGCCGGAGCGCCUGCUGCCGGCGCCAUGCAGGGCCAGACGGCGCCGAAGCUCGCCGACACUAUCCGUGACAAGGUCAAUGCGAAGAUGGCGGGCUUCGCGGGGAAGGCGACGAAGAAGGGCGUCGUCACCGCGGGGGCGAAGGUGGGUGCGAAGCUGGGCCACGCCGAGGCCGGGUCCACGGCGGGGGGCAUCGUCGGCGUCGCCGUGGCGGGGGCGAUCUCGAAGGCGCCGAAGGAGGUCGUCAAGGCCACCGCGGGCGCCGUGACCGGCACGACGAUCAAGAAGGGCACCGAGUACGCCGUCACGUACGCGGCGAGGGAGGCGGCGGAGGCCGCCGCCGGGAAGGCGGCGACGACGGCGGCCAUCAAGGUGUCCGCCUCCAAGGGCGCCGCCUUCGCGGCCUCGUCCACCGCGGGCGGCGUCGCUGCCAUGGCGGGGGAGUUCGUCGGCGGGACCGUGGGUGAGAGGGCGAUGAAGCACGCUGCCACCAAGAGCAAGUACAGCCAGGCGAAGGUCGACGAGGCUGCCAUGCUCGGCAAGGAGUUCGGCUCGCUGGCGGGCGCCACCACCGCGGGUGCUGGGGCUGGAGGCCUGGUCGGUGGCCUGCCCGGCGCGAUGGCGGGCGCCGGCAUAGGCGCCGCCUCCUACGGCAUCGGCAAGGCGACGGCGUUCGCGGUAGACAAGGCCUCCGAGUGGGAGGGCGUCGUGCUGGUGAAGCCAACCCUGUCGAUGCCUAACGGCGGUGACUGCGAGAAGGAGCAGGCGGGGGCGUGCAUCGUCACCGAAGAAGGCAUCGGCAAGUGCAAGGUGUACUUCUUCCGAACCACGGAGGGCGCGCAGAAGGCGUUCAAAAAGAAGUGGUGCUCACGCAUCAUGUUCGAGAUGCAGGACGGCCGCCUGGCCGCCGAGGUGAAGAGGGGCGGGUGGCCCUGGAACCAGGCGUGCAUCUUGGACGCCGCCAGGCGGCUGCGCGAGCCGCUGCCACCCGCGUACCCGACCGACGCGGGCACGCAGCUGACGGUGUCCCAGGCGGAGCUGCUCGCCGGGGGGGGCACCAAGCUGGACCUCCUCGUGGCGGCGGGGCCCCUUGAGUACCCCUGUGCCCUCCCAGUGGGCCGGCGGAUGGAACCCGAAGACAUCAGGCAGUUCGGCCAGUCCAUGAAGUCGAUGCCCGAGAAGGUCGACGAGGCCAUCCUGUCCGUCGGGGGACAGUUCGGCAAGGACGCGGUGCUCGCCGAGCAGCAGGCGUUCCGUGCCAGGGAGGCGGCCGAGAAGGCCAUCCAGGAGGACGCCUACCGGGACAUCUCGGAACGCCAGCUGGACGCCCUCACACGCCACGCGGAGUCCGCGAGCCAGAAGGAGGAGAGGGAGCAGAAGCUGCUCGAGAAGGUGGUCGACUCCAUGGAGAAGGAGGCCGACACGGAGAGCAAGGCCGUGGAGGACCUCGAGAGACAGACGGAGAAGUUGCAGAGCAAGGAGGUGAGGUGGCAGAAGGGCCAGGAGGUCGAGGAGCUGCGCGGCGCGGACGGGCAGUGGGUCGAGGACCCGGCCUUCAAGAACGAGGAGCUGCGCGAGCGCAGCCAGGACGCGGACUUCGCCCGCGAGGAGAGCCAGGCGGCCAGGGCGCUGGUGAUGGCGCGCAAGCAGCUGGACAGCGCCAGGGCCAGCGAGAAGAUGGAGCUGCACCGCCGCCAGGCCCUGCAGCACGAGCUGCGCGCCCGCCUCGCGCCGCAGGCCGACGCCCUGCGCCGCGAGGCGGCCACGGGCGGCACCCUCUCCGAGGAGGGUGUGCGACGGGCCCUCGACGUCUCCAAGAGGGAGCUCGACAAGAUCACCAGCACCUUCGCCAGCUGGAGCAGCGACAGCGUGAGCGGCCUGUGGAUCGAGGGACGCCUGGAGGAGUCGCGCGCGAAGGCCGCCAUCGCCUCGGCCAGGAUGCUCGACGAGAUCAAGCACAAGGUGGAGACCUUCAAGGCGCAGAGCAAGGGCUACGACGACCACCAAUUCAUUGCGCGGCUGGCCCAGCUCCUCAACGAGACGAGGGCGGAGGUCACUGGCGUCGAGAACUUCGACGACGUGCUCAUGGCCAAGCUUCGGCACUGGGACGAGGGGAACAGCGAGACGCUCACCUACAACCUAGCCGUGGCCCUCCAAGGAGUGACGCGCAGUGCCGAGUUCAAGAGCCACCUUCUGCAGAUGGACACUGCGCGCCUGGGGCACGCGAGCGCAAGCGAGGCGUGCGGUCUGCUCGGCCAGAUGGUCAAGGCCAACCUGCAGCCGGUGUACAAUUCUAUCGAGUCCCAGAGGGAGGCGCUCGACGGCCUCAGCAAGAUUGCGCCGAGCAUCACCAUGUCCAUGCCGGACUACAUCCAGACCACGAUGAUGAACCGCACCGGCUCUGUCCUGAACAUGGCCUACGUGGAGCACCUGGCCCUCCAGGAGGCCGCGACCGCCAUCACGAAGGACGCCGCGCCGCUGGUCAUGGACCGCCUCAAGUGCACCAUGAGCGGCGCCUUCGGCCAGAG